Gossypium arboreum is the source of this 1499-nucleotide messenger RNA. Its product is annotated as UDP-glycosyltransferase 76B1-like. The coding region runs from base 61 to 1425 and encodes 454 amino acids. Lineage: Eukaryota; Viridiplantae; Streptophyta; Magnoliopsida; Malvales; Malvaceae. The record is from RefSeq and is a predicted model, not a curated record. Gene Ontology annotation, molecular function: UDP-glycosyltransferase activity. The transcript has 2 exons.
UAUAUAUAGUGUGUGUGUAUAACAUAUUAUAGAGAUUGGAAUCAAGAGAAAUAGUUUGAGAUGAAACUGAAGGGUCGUGGAUCAGUGAUACUGUUUCCUUUGCCGUUUCAAGGCCAUAUAAAUCCCAUGCUUCAGCUUGCAAACAUCCUCCAUGAAAGAGGUUUUUCCAUUUCCAUAAUCCACACUCGCUUCAAUUCUCCUAACCCUUUAAACUACCCUCUUUUCAGAUUCUACCCCAUUCCCGAUGGAUUAUCUGAAAACCAUGUCAUUUCUUCAGAUCCUAAUCGUAUUGUGGCCUUCGUUAAGUUCCUCAACUCCAAUUGCCAAACCCCAUUUCGCGUUUGCUUGGCUAAGUUGAUCUCCACCAGUUUGGAAGAUGAAGAUCCCACUGCGUGCUUGGUUACUGAUGCUUUGUGGUACUCCACACAAGCUGUCGCUGAUGACCUUAAGCUUCCUAGGAUUGUGUUAAGGACCAGUAAUGUCUCGUCAUUUAUUGUUUUGUCCUCCAUGUCAUUGCUGUUCGAAAAGGGUUACCUUCCGUUGCAAGAUUCUGUGGCAGAAAUGGAAGUCCCAGAGCUUCCACAAUUCAGAUUCAAAGACAUAGCAAUGCUGGAAGCAAGUGAUAGGGAAAGCUUUCUUCAAUUCAUUGAGAUACUAGUUCAAGAAACCAAGGCUUCUUCAGGGAUUAUAUUGAACUCAUGUGAAGAUCUUGAGCAAGAAUUUCUAUCAAAACUUUCGUUGUUAUUUCCCAUCCCAGUUUUUCUCAUAGGUCCUUUCCACAAGUAUUUUCCAGCUUCAUCCAGUAGUUUACUGCCUCAAGACAGGACCUGCAUAUCAUGGCUAGACAAACAACAACCCAACUCAGUGAUUUAUGUUAGCUUCGGAAGCGUAGCGGCUAUAGAAGAGGCUGACUUCUUGGAGGUAGCUUGGGGACUGGCCAACAGCAUGCAGCCCUUUUUGUGGGUGGUUCGACCGGGGUUGGUCCAGGGCUCCGAAUGGCUUGAAAUUUUACCAAAUGGGUACUUAGAAAUGGUAGGGGAAAGAGCCCACAUAGUUAAAUGGGCUCCCCAACAGGAAGUUCUAGCUCACCCUUCAACGGGAGCAUUUUGGACACACUGUGGGUGGAAUUCAACACUGGAGAGCUUAUGUGAAGGGGUCCCCAUGAUCUGUCAGCCAUCUUUUGGUGACCAGAAGACAGACUCAAGAUUUGUAAGCCAUGUAUGGAGGGUUGGGGUUCAUUUGGAAUUCAAGAUAGAGAGAGGGGAGAUUGAGAGGGCAAUCAGGAGAUUAAUGGUGGAACCUGAGGGACAGGAAAUGAGAGAGAGGAUCAAGUUAAUCAAAGACAAGAUCAAUCUUUGUCUAAAACCUGGAGGUUCAUCUUACAAAUCUUUGGACAAUUUGGUUAGUUACAUACUUUCUAUGUAGUCCAUUAAGUCUCUUAUGUAAUAUUUUAAUAAAACAUUUAAACCCUUAUAUUUUUUAGAGUUAUAUGGACUAAA